CCUGCAGUCCCCUCACUGCUUCAGUCUCUCAGUGAUCUUCCUCCUGCUCUGCUGAUCGGUGACCCCGUCGCAGGAUGUCUUCCACCCCGGCGCUGCCCCCCCUCUUCACCACGUUUCCCUCCUUCCCCUCCGCCUCUCCAGGAGCUGCAGAGCUGAAUGGCACCUCCUGCACAGAAUGGGAUCAGGCGCACCACCUCCUCUUCCACCUGGGGAGCCUGUCCCUGCUGCUGGCUCUGAUCCUCCCCAGCACCAUGAGCCUGCACAUGAUCCUGCUGCGCCUCCUGCUAAUGACAGGAUGUGCUCUCUUCAUCUUGUGGGCCACUCUGUACCGCUGCAACCUGGAUGUGAUGGUGUGGAACGUGGUGUUUCUGCUCGUCAACUUCAUGCACCUGUUCUUCCUCCUGUACAAGCGCCGGCCGAUCAAGAUUGACCGGGAGCUUCGGUCCGUCUACAAGCGGAUGUUUGAGCCGUUGCAUGUGAAGGAGGCCCUGUUCCAGAGGCUCACAGGACAGUUCUGCACCAUCCAGACUCUGAAGAAGGGCCAGGCCUACGCAGCCGAGGACAAGACCUCCGUGGACGAACGCCUCAGCAUUCUCCUCAAGGGAAAGAUGAAGGUAUCAUACAGGAGCCACUUCCUGCACAACAUCUAUACGAAUGCAUUCAUUGACUCUCCAGAGUUCAGGUCCACUGAGAUGCACAGAGGAGAGAAGUUUCAGGUGACCAUCGUGGCAGAGGAGAACUGUAAGUACCUCUGUUGGUCCCGAGAGAGGCUUACCUUCUUCCUGGAGUCGGACACCUUCCUCAACGAGGUGUUCAGGUACCUCAUCGGCAAAGACAUCACCAACAAACUGUACUCUCUGAACGACCCCACACUCAGUGACAAGGCAGUGAAGAAGAUGGACCGUCAGCCCAGCCUGUGCUCUCAGCUGUCUAUGAUGCAGAUGAGGAACAGUAUGGCGAGCACCAGCGACACCGAAGAUGUUCUUAACCAGAUUCUACAAAGAGGUUCUGCAGGCUCAUCACAAAAAUCUCCUGGCCUCAGGGCCUCCAAAAAGAUGAAGCCCAUAGAAGAAGGCAUGGAGGAUGACGUCUUCGAGCAAUCUUCUCCCUCCGAGUCUCACCGUAUGCCCAGCACCUCCACCACUGAGGAGGUGUAGCUGCAUGAGGGGGGGCUUGUCACAUUGUGUAGUGUAGGUCUGUUUAUAACCUCACAACCAGGGCCUGGUCCUUAUGGCCCGCAUUAUCAGCCAUGCCACUAUCCUGGGUAAAAGGAUAUCUGGCAGUCCAUGUCGGUGAGAAAGGUCAAAGACAUGUUCGUGAUCACCUACCACUGACAAGUUUAUUAUAAACAGUGAAAUAUCUUGGUAAAAAAAACAUUAAAAGGAAAUGUUUAUGUAAAUUCUGAAACGAUUAGGUAGAGGAAUCAGAUUUUUAUUUGUAUUUCUUUGAAUCUACAAUAAUUGACAGUUGUGAAUAGGUCGUAAAACAGACAGUGAACAUAUUGUCAUAUUAUUGAGCUGCACUCACAUGAUACCUGGUAAAACGUUGUGUCUCUAUGGAGAGAGCUCUGCUGGCCGACUACGCAGAAGCGCUACCCCCUUGUUGCUCACUGCUCGAAAUUGUAGCAAACUGUUGCCUUCAAAGUGCAAUUUAUUUCAACUUAGACCUCUUUUACCGCUGACCUUCCUGCAAACCACCAAUCAGAUGACCCCGCUGCGGGUAACCAUAGAAACAAAUCUUAACUAGGUGGGAUCUGCGCCCAACCUACGAGUUAGCAAAAGAGCAAAUAUUGUACCAUGUGAAUGCAGCUUUACAAAGUUGGUACGAUGAAUAUGUCUCCCAUCCAGCGGACACAAAGCAACAUUACCACCCUGAAGAGAUGUCUGUAUGUAAAGAUGAAUGUAACUUUAGCUCUGGCUUUUGUCUCCACCAACUCCAGGGAAAAACAUCUGGCUGCUGCUUUAUAUUCACCUGCUAAAUGCUAACUGUCUGACUACGAUGGUCAGCAGUAGCAGUGUAAAGUGUGUUUCGAGAGCUUUUUUUGUAUUUCCAAAGAGGUUAAUACUUUCAUUUGUUUCUGUAAAUCAUAGGCAUUGAUGCAAGUCCAUAAUUAUGUUUUUCAUAUUACAGCCACAACUUUUUCCUAUAUUUAAACACAAACUUAUACUUUUCACAACUUUCACAACAGGAUCUUUGUUAGUGAGGGUCAUUGUGGGAAAAACUGUGAAAAAAAAGAGUGCACUGUGGGUGUUAAAUAUAUAUUUAGAGUGAAAUGUCCUGACACUGCUUGCUAUAUAUAUACAAUUUUUGGAUGCUGUUAUUAUUGUAACUUUUGUAAAAAUAAAUGUUGUACUUAGUUCUUUGCUUUUCAGAUUUAUGACAUGGGGGGCCCCCCUGUGGCCACAGUGAGCUACCUAUACAAAGCUCAGCACAGUGGGCUGCUUAUCCAGUGUGAAGGCACACAUCAUACAUCAUUUAUCUCUAAUUCAGCAUUCAAAACACUUUUAAAAAAUAAUUUGGCCUAACUGUUGAGAAGCUAUGCCCUAUAUUGCAGUUUCUUUAGUUCCACAUACUUUUUAGAUAACUAUUUGUCAAUAUCUGGAAGGCAGACUGAUCCCUCAUAAAUGAUUUAUAUUACCUAUAGAUUAAGAUAUAAAUAGAUGAAUCAGUAGCAGUUGUGAACAAGUAUGAUAUAGUUUUAAUGUAAUUGGAGGUUAUAUAACGUUCUAAAACUGCCCUUUGCUAAGCAGAAGCAGUUACAUUUAUGCAAGUAUAUAUUUUAUGUAUACAUUGAAUCAGAUGACAACUUAAUGAUAAUGUUGUCUUAUCAGUAGGAAUAACACCACUAACAAAGAUCAUAUCUGUUUUGUAUUUUGCAAUUGCUUUGCAAUUUUUUACAAAUGAUAUAAGGCAACAACGAAUUAGUUUGAAUAGUUUUGAAUUUUGAACAUGCUUGUCUUUAUUUGUUUGUGUAUUUUUUUGUACAUCAUGUACUUUCUUUGUUGUUUUAAAUUGUGCCGGGAAAAAAAUGGCCUUGAACUUUCUUUAACAUUUUUUAAUUAAUCAAUCAGCAAAAUGUGUCAAUGUAAUGAUCCAAGUGAUGAUGCAGUCUGGAGGUAAUUUCUUCCAACAGCCAUCACUUCAGCACCCUACUGAAUAUUCCUUCCUUAUAUUUUAAAUAAAGUCUAACGGAUUCCAAAGGUUA
This is a messenger RNA of Eleginops maclovinus (Patagonian blennie), 3205 nucleotides long. RefSeq names its product blood vessel epicardial substance (gene popdc1). The transcript is spliced from 8 exons. The coding region runs from base 75 to 1157 and encodes 360 amino acids. NCBI's taxonomy places the organism in Eukaryota, Metazoa, Chordata, Actinopteri, Perciformes, Eleginopidae. Gene Ontology annotation, molecular function: cAMP binding. Gene Ontology annotation, cellular component: sarcolemma. Gene Ontology annotation, biological process: heart development; regulation of membrane potential; striated muscle cell differentiation. The record is from RefSeq and is a predicted model, not a curated record.